Molecule: messenger RNA, 5913 nt
Organism: Neopelma chrysocephalum (saffron-crested tyrant-manakin)
Lineage: Eukaryota; Metazoa; Chordata; Aves; Passeriformes; Pipridae
Gene: FAM169A
Product: family with sequence similarity 169 member A
Exons: 13
Coding region: 179-2200 (673 amino acids)
Source: RefSeq, a predicted model, not a curated record
CGGGGAUGAUAUCAGGCGGCGGGCAGCAGGACCGGGCGAAGCUGGAGGUGCGCGGAGGUUCGCCGUGAACGUUGCCAGGGAGCCUGGCCGCCUCCGGUUCUACCUGCGCCUCUGCCUCCAUCUUCAUCGAUCCCUGCGCCCUUGCCCACCGCCGCCGACUGCCGGGCUGGCUGAGAGGAUGUCAUUCCCUGUGGAUAUAUUGAACAAUUGCAGUCAUGAGGACUUGGAGAGCUCAGCAGAGGACUUCCUCUUUGAUCUUCGGUGGGGGAAGCUAAACUGUCCUACAUUCUUCUCUCUGCCAGACCACCGCAAAGUUCCUAUUAGCUUGUCAACUGUAGGCUAUGUUCCUCUUUAUGGUGAAGAGCAGACACACAAAGUUCUUGCACUGUUUGCACCGUGGGACUCGCUCACAGCUGUAGCCCUGUAUCUUGCUGACCAGUGGUGGUCAAUUGAUGACAUUGUGAAAACAUCUGUCCCUGCUAGACAGGGGCUUCAUCAGGUGCAGUCUGUUGGAGAGAGGAUUGUUCUCUAUGUUCUGAAUCGAAUUAUCUAUCGAACGCAAGAAAUGGAAGGAAAUGAGAUCCCAUUUCUCUGUCAUGGAAGCAGUCACUAUGCUAAGAUCAUGUGGAAAAAAGGAGAGGCUAUUGGGUUCUAUUCUGUUAAACCUGCAGGAAGUGUUUGUAACUCAUUUUUUCAUCAGAAGUAUAAACUGACAGUGCUAGACACAAUGUUUGUGAGAAAGAAACAUCGUGGGAAAGACUCUGGGCUAAUCAUGUUGGAAGACUUUGUGGAUUCCUUUACUGAAGGGCCUCUUGGGCUACGAUACCCACUGUCAUCCUUUGUGUAUACAGCUUGUAAGCAGUAUCUUGAGAAGUACCCUGCGGAUAAAAACCUUUUGUGGCAAGUGGAGGGAGCAGGAGGUUGGUUCCAAAGAAAGUCUAUUAUGUCUAUAGUGCAAAAGGAAAAUCUGAAAAUUGCAGCAGAGGCCUCUAAGAAGGAAAAUAAUAGUUUGCAAACAGAGGAUGAGCUUAGUCAGUCUGCAGUAUCUGAAGCAAGUGGACAGAGGACUGAGAGGACUGAGCUAGAAACACAGCUAAAUACUAACUUGCAAAAAGGUAAAGAAUCAACAGCUGUCCAUGCAAGCACAUCUGAAGAGCCUUACAUAAGUCAUGUUCCUGUUUGGACACGAAGUGGUCAAUUAAAACGUCAGAGUAUAAAUAAACAUAGACAGCAACCUGGACCUGAAACUUCAAAAGAAGAUGAUGAAAAUGCUCUUCCUGCGUCCAAAAGCAGGCCGGAACUUCUUGCCCACACAUCUGAAAACUCUGAAGACUUGGUAGAAGUACCUAAGGUGGAUACUGUUGAGAAGGAUGAGGAAAUUAUUGUUGAAAACGAGGGCCAGUCUGUGUUAGAAGCGGAGCUACAUGUAUCACCCCUUGAGAAACAGAAUGAGAAGGAGGAAACUCCAUCAGAACCUCUUAAUGGUGAGGUAGCAGAAGAAACUGGUAAGACCUCACUUAUGGCUGAUGAGGAAACAGCAAAUGAAGUUCCGAGUGGCGAGUCAAAAUUGCAGUCUGAGAGUCAAGGAAAAGAACCCUUAACGCUGUUUGUUCCAUUAAUCCUUGAGUCUCCAGCAAAAUCUUCAGAAGACACUGUAUCAGAAAAGGUUUUAAAUGAAAAUGAUUCAGAAGUGCUGACUGAAGAAGUUACAUCAGUAGAGAAGGAGGGCAUUGGAGAACAGCAGGAAUCUGAAAAGACCACCACUGAAAAUGCAUCUGCUUCAGCAUCAAAGGAGGAGCUCUCUGACAAUGGCCUGCCUAACUCUGUGGUAACUGAAGCAGCUGAAGAAUCUCUUUCUGAAAACUUACCUGCCUCAUUGGAAGUUCAAAGUGAGGAAACAGGGCACAACUCACAGGAGGCCCCUGUUGCCUUGAGUCAGAGCUCUUUGAUAGUGGUUGAACUUGAAGGUGUUUCUUUUCAGCAGCCUGCUGGACAGGAAGGACAGAAGAACCAGUUGGAAGAGCCCUCGGAAGAGUCUACAGAGCAGACGGAUCACUACACGCAGACAGUGGCAGAGCGGGCUGCUGACAGCAGCUCUGAGGAAGCAGAAAUUGAGGUACCUGUUGUAGAUCGGAGAAACUUGCGAAGAAAGGCCAAAGGCUAUAAAGGUCCUCCUAAGAAAAAAGGAAAGCCGGCUUAAUGAAAUAUUGAUUGUUAAAUCAUCUAUUUAUAAGAAAGCUAUUUUGUGUAAAACAUUAGUGUGUAACUAAACCAUAUCAGGCACAGGACAUGCGUGUUUAAAAUUCUGUGUUGGACUUCCUUUUGGGUUCAUAACCUUUUCUCAAAGUUUAAUUUUUAACCACCAGACACUGAACUUCUUCAUAGUAUGAAAGUAAAUAGCCAGUCUCCUCCCUUCAUAAAGGAUACAUGCUGAAGAAAUACAGUUAUGCUAUCAAAGGGAACAGUUUGUGUAUUUAAGGUGGCAGUCUUGGAAGAAAAAUGCAGUGUGAAAUCCUGGCCCUAUCAAGGUCCCUUAAAUUCCCAUAGAUGGCCAUGAUACCAGACAUCACUCCAGAUACUGGUUUUUUUUAAAGUAACUUUGUGUUCUCUACUGUGGAGAGAAGCACAGCAAGAAAAAUCCUUCCUUGCUUCUUGUUCCCUUCCCAAAGGUUUUCUCAAGAUUAAAAGAAUGUGAAAUUCCGUCAUUCUAGGUCUCAAAAUGUACAAGGUGUAGCUCGGUAGAUCAACACAACAUAAGCAUUUAUCUUUCAUGAGAAUCACUUGAAACAGCUGAGUCAGUAGAAACACAGUGCAGUAUCUGCCACAGCUGAUUCUGGUAAUGGAUUUCUUGUGUGAAGAUUGAGAUGCCUAUGCCGUAAAUGAUUUGUGGCUUCCAAAGCAAGCAUUUUGAUAAGCCUAAGUUUUUCCAGAGUGUAUGGAUUGUAGACUACAUAUGGAAUCAUUUGAACUGCCUUCCUAACUACUUGCAUGUGUUGAGUGGAUAGUUGAUUACUUGUUGCAUUACAGGAAAAGAAUAUGACAACUUUUGAUCUUGUUUUGGUCUGAAUGGAAAUGGUUCUUUGUUUUUUCCAAAUACUUUGCUAGUGCUGUGGGGUAACUAUUAAAAUGUUGUGUCUGCCAGAUGUGCGACUCCUGAGAGCGCUGACAUUUCAGAUGGUUAUGACAUUCAUUAGUGUGGCUAUUAGUGGGUUUUUCAGCAAAUGCUUGUUUGCCAAACUUCCAUGCCUUUAGGAAUGAUCAGGUGAUAGCUUGCAAAUAUUUCUGAUUCCCACUUUCUUUUUCUAACCUGAGUGUAAUUCAUAGGAUGAUAGCUUCCCAGUUCACAACAUUUCUUAAAAGCAGCAACCAAACUUUGCUGUUUGCAGAGAGAAAUAAAACUUUCCAUGCGUAUUUCCCUUCUGAGGUUCUCUUGGCAAACCAUAUAUUUAACUUGUCACACAUACCUGAGUUACUCCUUAGUUUGCUAUGUGUUUCUUUCCAGUAAAUGAAGCUCCUCUAAUAAUGGGUUAAAAACUCAGAAAUAAAAGAACAAUGAUUCUAAGAAUGGGAAAUCACACACCACUUUUUGUCCUGCUUAUAUGCCUUUUCCAAGGUGAGUGAACUAGUCUUUCAGUGUCUCAAAAAUAGAGGUACAACUAUUCAAGGUUCACCUGAAUAGUUGCAGUGCUGUCUUAACUUUUAUCCUUUUAUGAAGCUAAUAUAAGAAUCUGGUUUUGGACUUCUAUACUUAUAGAGUUUAACUCUAUUUGUAGGAUAUUGUAACUAUAUAAGAUACAUUCAUGCUAUUUCCUUUAGCUGAUGAAAUACCAUGCUCUAUUUGAAUCCGUUAAGAGCAGCUUAUAGGAAAAAAAAUGUUUUAAAACUAAACUUUAAACCUAAACUUUAAACUUGGAGUGCAUGAGAUUACUGAGUUAAGUCUGGGUUUCUUGAUCUAUUGCAUGUAGCUAUAAUAUCUUAGCAAAGUACAUACAGGUACUCCUUACGAACCCCAUCCCUGAAAAAUAUUCAAGAUAUUUCCUGAUUGUGUGCAAACAUAUUCAGGUGAACGUUAAGCAUUUCUAAAACUUAUGAAACUUUUUAUAUAAAGCAUAUAAGACAAAACUUUUUUUAUCUUCUGUAUGGUUUCUCUUUUACUGCUGAGAUUAAUUGUAUUUUAAAAAAAAAGUGGCUAGAAAACACAUCUCUUGCAUUGCUAAGAAUUUGGGAUUUGUGAGGACUGGUGGCCAGUAUAUUGCAAUUCAUCUUCCAUUUUUAGGGCAAGCUUUACUGAAGAUGAAUCUGCUGAAUCCUUCAAUUGAUACGAAUUUAUCCACUUUCAAAAAGUUAAGGAUUCUUUUGCUUAUGAAAAGGGAGCCCCAGUUAUUUCAGUUACUCCUAGGUGAAUUUUUGAUAUCUGUCUUUAUUGUUUAUAUUCCCAGUGAGGUUGAAAAACUGUUCAGGAGAAGGUAAUUUCACUCACCUGGCUUUUACUUUACGUGGCUAAGUUGGAAUGAUUUCAGUUAGAUAUUUGCAUAAUGAGUACAGAAAAAAACCCCCAAAAACAAACAAACAAAAAAACCCCACCAAAACCAAAAACAUAAGUAUUACAAUGUUAUGAUAUUAAGACAGUCUUGGUUUCUAAUGAGAACAAUCAAAUUUCUGAUCUCAUUUCAGUGAGUCAGUUUUAAAUACUGAACUUAAAUUCACAUGUUUAAAGUAUACUUCUGUAAAUCUGGUGUACCUGGGAUAAUAGCUGAUGGCCAGAUUUUUACAUACAGAUAGUGGGCAAUUGGGGUGCAAUUGGAAAUUCAUAUAACCAGUACAGUCUUGAAAAAUGGACACUGUUCUAAUUGUGAUCACAGCAGUACUUUGAACCAAAGGCCGCAUUUUAUAACAACUUCUUUGGCAUCAAUCAUUCUGCAGUAAAUACGGAGUAGGAAAAUCAAAAUACUGACUUCAUUGUUUUUAUGGCUGUACUGAUUGUCCCACUGGAACAGUAGUUCAAUAGCCUAUGCAUUCUGUUGAAUUUAUAUAAGGGAAUAGGUCUGAUUACUGGAUUGACUGGAGUGCUUUAUCUUGGGAAAAACAGUGGUUUCUAAGCUUGGAAAAUUUUUUUGUCUAUUAACUGUCUUAUUACCAUCAAACUCUUAAAUAAUUUUUAAGAUCCUAUUGCACCAGCAACAAAUGAUUAAAACAUCAACUUUAUACACAUUUGUAACAAAUGUUAUUACAACAUGCUGUGGAACUAAGUGUGUACAGUGAAAGCAAGCAGUAUUAUUUUUGAGCUUUGUUUAGGCUAGGAAUGGAGCUUAAAGAACAUUUUGUGACUUCAGCCUUGCACUUAAAUGCUAAAUGGUUUUGUACUUGAAUGCAACAUUUGUUUGAAUGUCUGUCUUGUACUGCUUCUUGCACAUUCUCUCUUGGUCAGUUUUAAUUUCAUGCAGAAUUCUUGUUUGCUGUUCUCCUGUUCCAUAGCCCUUUACAUGAAAAUGUAUACAUCUUACUUCAAAAGAGCUUUAACUUAUUUUAGAUUAUGUUUGACCUCGGUUUGCUGCUUUUUUGUACCAUAUUUCAUGUGUAGAUUUCAGUAAUCAAAUUGAUCAUUUACAAUGUCAUUGACACGACUUACACAUAGCAACAAAUAGGUCUAAGUUUCAGCUUCCCUGCUCUAAGUGACUGUUCUAAAACACUAUUUCCAAGGGGAUAUACUUCUAAAUUUAUUUUCACAAAUGUGGUGUUAGAUGUUUUCUAAACUAGUGAUACUGUGUUUAUAAAUCUUAUGAAAGAUGUCUUACUAUUGCAUAGUAUUGUACCUUAGUCUUGUUAGUGUUAAUAUUUCCUUUUUUUAGUACUGCCUUGGCUGCUUUUGAAAUGUUUGAAGUAGUAAUUAAACCAUUAUUUUGUGAUUUUUUU